UUUCUUUAUUCCCCGCCCACCUCCUCUCCACAUUGAUGGAUCGCCCCGCGACACAGGGACAUCCGAGGUAAUGAUGAUGUUUAGUCUACGGUAGGUGUUAGUAACUAUAGUCUAUAUUACACCAGAUUCAUAUAGACUCGUGCAGAAUGUCGGGUUAAAUUUAAGAAUUGGAUGUUCAGGAUAGCACUGCGUAGAAAGGAGCAAAAUGGUUGCCCGACAUAUCAAGACAGCUGGCCUCGUGGCAAACACCGCAAUUAACCGAAAUGUGGCAGAUAUCGUGAAAGGUGUAAUAGACGACAUCAAGGCUAACGGCGAUAAAGCUGUGAGGUCAUAUUCCGAAAAGUUCGAUAAAUGGUCACCGCCAGCGUUUAAGUUGACAGAGAGCCAAAUACAAGAAUGUAUAUCAAAUGUAUCAGCAGAAACAAUAGCAGAUAUCAAGGAGGCGCAGAAAAAUGUCCGGCGGUUUGCCGAAGCCCAAAGGGCAAGCAUCAAAGACUUUGAGGUCGAGAUCCAGCCGGGUGUGUUCCUCGGACAGAGAAAUAACCCUAUUAGCACGGCUGGUGCUUACAUUCCAGGAGGGCGUUAUCCAUUGCUUGCAUCUGCUCACAUGACAAUAUUGACUGCAAAGGUUGCUGGCGUCAAGCAUGUCGUUGCUUGUACGCCCCCUAUUUUAGGCCAGGUCCCCAAUGCUACUGUCGCAGCAGCACAUUUUGCUGGUGCAGACGAGAUCUUUUUGCUCGGAGGGACACAGGCCAUUGCCGCCAUGGCUCUAGGCACAGAAUCGAUUAAGAAAGUGGAUUUCAUCGCCGGCCCUGGGAAUCCUUUCGUUGCUGAAGCUAAGCGGCAAUUGUUUGGAGAGAUUGGUAUUGAUCUCUUGGCCGGACCGACCGAAGUUCUCAUCGUUGCCGAUGAGUAUGCGGACCCUUUUACGAUCGCGACGGACUUACUCUCCCAGGCUGAGCAUGGACCGGAUUCGCCAGCCGUAUUAAUUACCACUUCAGAGAAAGUUGGUCAGGAGACGAUCAAGUAUGUCGACCAGAUCUUAAAAGAUAUGCCGACAGCAGGGCUCGCGGGAACUUCAUGGCGAGAUUACGGCGAGGCGGUCGUAGUGGACAGCUUAGAUGAGGCAUACGAGCUCGCAGACGUGUAUUCGAGUGAGCACGUGCAAAUUCUAACGCGGAAUCCUCGAGAGGCUUUGGAGAAGAUGAAGAACUACGGCUCCUUGUUUCUUGGGGAGAAGACCUGCGUCUCAUACGGCGACAAGUGCAUUGGAACAAAUCACGUAUUGCCUACGCGGAAAGCGGGGAGAUACACCGGUGGACUGUGGGUUGGCAAGUAUCUGAAAACACAGACGUAUCAGGAGGUAGUAAACGAGAAAGCGAGUGGUGAGAUUGGGCGUCUUUGCGCACGAUGCUCGAGAGCUGAGAAUUUCGAAGGGCAUGCGAGGUCUGGAGACUUGAGGGCACAUAAAUAUCUCCACGAUGCGUAUCCUUGGAUCGACGAAGUUAGAAAAUAGGACCCUUAUAAGAUGUAGAGGUUAUUACUUAUACUGUUUA
Messenger RNA from Daldinia decipiens, 1556 nucleotides. Its product is annotated as histidinol dehydrogenase. The record is from RefSeq and is a predicted model, not a curated record. Lineage: Eukaryota; Fungi; Ascomycota; Sordariomycetes; Xylariales; Hypoxylaceae. Gene Ontology annotation, cellular component: cytoplasm. Bases 206 to 1516 code for a protein of 436 amino acids. The transcript is spliced from 2 exons. Gene Ontology annotation, molecular function: metal ion binding; histidinol dehydrogenase activity; NAD binding. Gene Ontology annotation, biological process: L-histidine biosynthetic process.